GAAGCAGCCGAUCCCAUCACACGCACACUGACACACAGUCACACACCAUCCCGCUCUCUCCAUCGAUCUCCAUCACAAGCUAGCAAAACCAAGAGCCAAGUCGAGCAACACAUCAUACAAUGGCGGGCAUCAACCGCAAGGGCGGCGCGGCGGCGGCGUACGCGGUGGCGCUGUUGCUUGCGGCGGGCGCGGCGGAUGCGGCGGGGUGCAACCCGUCGGCGCUGUCGCCGUGCAUGAGCGCGAUCAUGCUGGGCGCGGCGCCGUCGCCCGGCUGCUGCGUGCAGCUGCGGGCGCAGCAGCCGUGCCUGUGCCAGUACGCGCGCGACCCAUCCUACCGCAGCUACGUCACGAGCCCCAGCGCGCAGCGCGCCGUCAAGGCGUGCAACGUCAAGGCCAACUGCUAAAUUAAACUGCUGCUACUACUCUACUAGUACUAAUGCUUGUGCAGUUUUGCUACUGCUACUGCUAGUAAAUAAACGUGGUUGCCGCUAGCUAGGCAGCCAUGAUCAUUGUGUGCAUGUUUCAGUUCACUGUCACGUAUGUAUGGGGCUAUAUGAAUGAAGUUCUGCUAUGCUUGCUAUCUCUUCAAUGGGAAUCUUGUUGUUAUGUU
This is a messenger RNA of Oryza sativa Japonica Group (Japanese rice), 610 nucleotides long. RefSeq names its product non-specific lipid-transfer protein 2P. Gene Ontology annotation, biological process: lipid transport. Lineage: Eukaryota; Viridiplantae; Streptophyta; Magnoliopsida; Poales; Poaceae. The record is from RefSeq and is a predicted model, not a curated record.